Messenger RNA from Schistosoma turkestanicum, 7803 nucleotides. Lineage: Eukaryota; Metazoa; Platyhelminthes; Trematoda; Strigeidida; Schistosomatidae. The record is from the annotation of a GenBank genome assembly.
AUGGUGUUUCGUAGAGAUGUGAAGUACCAAAUCGCUAAAAAAAUCAUUGAAAAUGUCCCUAAUGACCACUUUCUUCCACUGCCCUAUCAGCUAGACCUACUGGAUGCUGCAUACGAAAGGAAUACAAUCAUAUGCUCAUCAAAUGAACUGAAUAAAAUGUUUUUUGUCGUAAAUCUAAUCCGUGAAAUGCGCUUUGAUAAUCUGGGCAAGCAAGUGAUUUACUUCGUUGAUGACACUAAAAUAAACUCAUUAGACAAUUUUUUCACGCAUCAUACUGGAUUAUCUUGUUAUGGUUUCAAAUAUGAUGAACAGAACAGUAUGGAAAAAGAUUUCAUGGAUCGGCUUACUUCCGUUGUGCGUGAAUAUGAUAUUGUCUUAUUAUCACCUUGGCUAAUUCCAUUCAUUGUCAUGCUAUCCUCAGUUAACUUCUUCAUAAAGCUUGUUCACCAGUGUUCUUAUCUGCUGGUAGUUGAUGAGUGUCAUAUGGUUUUGGAUUCAAGUCAUCCAUUAUCAAUAGUGUUCGGGCCAAAUGGUCCAGUGUUUCGAAACAUAGAAGACGUUGAACAAACAGUUACCGGACAAAAUACAAGUGAUUGUUACAUAUCAGUAGCGGAAAAAGUCAGAAUCUUAUGCUUUACAUCUGCUUUAUUACCCAGAGAAAUAACAGAUCCGGAAAAGGCACGAUUACGCUUACAAACACUUGAAAAAAGAACUAGCUGUCAACUCGAAACUGCUUCAGAGUUAUUAACGAUGCUUUCGUUAGGCGCAAGACCCCAAGAACGUGUUUUGCUCUGUUCCAAAUCAUCUCCAACUGCUGCAAUACCUUUUCACCAGUUUAUGUUAGGUGUUUUUCGAGAGAUGAAAGAAUUUACCAGUGAUGUGGAAUCAACUGUACCCUGUAUAAAAAAUUCAUCAACAGAUGAUUCUACAUCUGUGGUCGUUAAUUCUGGAGGUUUUCGUGUUUGCGUACUUGACUAUUGUAAACGUGCUAUAACACAGUGUGAAGAAAUACUAAAUGAAUUAGGCUUAUGGUGUGCUGCACAAAUUGUUCGUGUAUUUGCUAAACACUUAAUUGCAUUGGAUCGACAGCGUAGUGAAGUUUUUAAAAACUCUUCACUGAUGAAUAAGAAUAAAAAAGAAGGCGAAGAAAUAGAGAAAAACUCAUGUGCUUCUUCUAAAUCACCUUCAUGUAAUGUAGAACUAAUUAAGGAUAAUGAAUAUCCAAUUACUAUACCUAAAAUAAAUGAUGUUGAAAAUCGUAUAUCUUAUCUUUUACGUUACAUUGUUACACAAAUGUGUUUUCUUAGUCGUUUAUUUCAAAUGGAAUUUGAUUCAAUAUUAACAAUAGAAGAAUUUCAACGUAUGAUAUCACCUAAGGUUUUAAAUCUUAUUGAACAGUUGAAACUAUACAAGCCAAAUAUGAAUUUUCGAAUAGAAGUAGCUGAAUUGCCUAAUCUUAAAAAUUCACCAUUCAUUACAACAAACAAUAAGAAAUAUCAAAAAGGUGGAAGUCAUCGACGUAGUGGUCGUAGUCGAACAUUUAAAAUAUCAAAUUCAUCCUCAAUGUUGUCGAUGGGUCUGCUCUCGUGUGAUAUGGAUUCAUUGUCUGAUAGUAUGUCAGAUACAAUGAGUAGCUUAUCAGAUGAUGAUGACAUUGAUGAUACACGAAGUGUUCGUAGUUUAAACUCUGCGAAAUCUCGGCCUUAUACACACUCCAUGAAAAAUCUGAAUCGUUCAUCUAAAGGUCAUAAACGUAAAAAUCGAUCAAAUUCUUCAGUAAAUUCAUUCAAUUUACGAGAUCUUCAUUUUGUUCCCGCGUCCACAUUAAACAAUGGUGGUAUUAGACCAGAUAUUGACCCUUCUACAUUAGUUUAUCGUGCUGUUUUGAAUACUGACAAUCCACACAAUAAUAGUAAUAAUAAUCGUUCAAAAUUCACAGGCCAAGGGUCGUCUGGUAUAACUGCUUGCACGAACAACAACAACAACAUCUCAUCUAAUCGUCUGUGUGGCUUGAUAUUAGUUCCAUGUCAAUUCUCAGCUUAUGCAUUAUCUCGCCUCAUUGAUGAAUUGUGCAUAUGGGAUGUUGAUUUGUAUUUCAUUAAAAUUGGUCAUUUAUUCUGUCGUCAAACUCUAUUAAAAGAUGAAAAUGAUCUGUCAACAACAACAACAACAUGUCAAUUAAUAAAUAAAACAAAACAUAGUACAGAUUUCAAUUCAUAUAAAACACUUGCAAAUUUUGGUAAUGAGCCUGUAAAUAAUGAUUCUUUAACCAGUAAUAAUAAUAAUAAUUGCAACAAUGCUACUCCAUUCUCCGUUAAUCAAGAAGAAACAAUAAGUAAUUUUCGUCGUGGUGCUAUCAAUUUACUGGUAGCUACUCAGGCAGCGAUUUCAACUGUAGCCACUAGUGGUACUGAAUUGCCACGAUGUAAUUUAGUCAUUGCAUUACGUUUACCAAAUAGUUUAGCUGAAUACUUGUCAAGUAAAGCCAGAUCAAGAUUAGUUGAUUAUGGUGCAAAAGUUAUCUAUCUUAUGGAUCAUGAUUCGAUCGAGAAAACCAAUAAUAGUAAUGAUAAUAAUAAUGAUACAAAUGACAUCACUGAUAUACAAAACAAAACAAAACUGAAGGAUGAUAAUUCUACUGUUAAUUCAAUGUAUAGCAAGCAUAUAAAUGAUCAAUUUUUGGGCAAUUUUCAACAACUUGAACAACUAUUACUUCAACGAUGUAGAGGUUAUAGUGUCUUUUCAGAUGAACAUGCUGUUGAUCCAACCGUCGUUGACAAAGUUUUACCGCCAAUUUUUCCUCGUGGCCCGCAUGGUCCAAAGUUCUGUUUGUCCACUGCAAUCAGCAUGAUCAAUCAAUAUUGUGCACGUCUUCCUAGUGAUUAUGUUACAAAUUUAACCCCGAAAUGGUAUUGGAAAAUAUUUCCUCAACCUCAAGGUUUCGCUCCUUCAUCAACAGGUCCAGGAUCAACAUGUGGUUCACCUAAAGAUUUACAACCCAACGGAACAUUUAAUUUAUAUCAAUGUGUUUUACGACUGCCAAUCAAUAGUUCAGUAAAGCAAACAAUAUUUAGUGAACCAAUGGCGUGUAAGAAAUUAGCUAAGUAUUCAGCUGCCUUCAAUGCCAUUCAACUUUUAUAUUUGAGUGGUGAAAUGGAUUCUAAAUGGGAGUUAUCUAAUCGUAAAACUAAUCCUAUACAUCAUCAUUCAACAUGCAAAAAUCAUGAUAAUUUGAAAUUACCUUAUCAACGAUCACCAAUGAAAUGUCAAUCAUUCUCUUCUUUAAAUGAUUCCGCUAGUGUAGACGGUGAAUCGGAUUAUGGAGAUUAUGCAUCGUCAGUUAGUUGUUAUGAAACAGCUGAUGAUGAAAGUGAAAUGAAAUCCAAUAUACAAAAUAUUGUUAAACGAAGACAAUAUUAUUAUCGUAAAUUUCCUACUCAAUUGUCCAAUUGUUUACCUCGACCCGAUGAACCUUCAUCAAAUUAUCUUUAUUAUAUUGAUAUGCGUUUGGUUAAGCCUUUUCAAGAACAACAAAAUUUACGUGGUCGUAUAUGUCAUCGUCCUGAAGAUGAACCGUUAGGUUUUGGUUUACUCACUACCAAACCAUUACAUCAUAUACCUAUAUUUCCAAUAUUUAGUAGGUCUGGUGAAGAGAAAAUUCAUUUUGUUGAAUUAUGGUCACCAAAAUCUAAUUUCCAAUUCAAUGACCAAUAUUUACCUAUUCAAAGUCCAAUUUUAACACAGGAACAAAUUGAUCAAUUAAUUACAUUUCAUCGUACACUAUUUCAGGAAGUUCUACGCUUUGAAAAAGAUUCUGUUCUGGAAUUUAAUUUUCAAAAAGCAUAUAUGCAGGUCCUUGUGGUUCCUACUAGACGAGACACAUGUUCAAUUGAUUGGGAUUUCGUUGAUUUGGUGCUUACAUCAUCUUGUGAUAAUAAAUCUAUGUGCCAUCUAUUACCACGUAGAAUGAAUGAUAUAUCUCAAGAAGAAUGGAAAGAAAAUAUUGAUCAAAUUAAAUUACAAGCUGGUAUUGUUACUGGUAGUAGUAGUAGUAGUAGUGGAUCAGCUAAAACAUUCAACACUACCAAUACUCAUCAUCAUAAUCGAAUACAUAGUGGUCGUGACAGUGUUUCAUCAGUGCUAAUGAAUCGUUUACAAAAAUCAGGUAUUAUUGACUCUAAUGCAGAUAAAAAUAAACCUAGUAUAUUUGAGUUUCGUAUGGAAGAAUUUCUCAAUGCUGUAAUUACACCUGGUUAUCGAAAUUUAGAUCAACCACAAUAUUAUUAUGUUGCUGCAAUAAGAAAUGAUAUGAGUCCAUUAUCACCAUUUCCAUCGGAAAAUUAUCGUAAUUUUGCUGCCUAUUAUAUUAAUAAAUAUAAUGCUAUAAUUACAACAAAUAAUCAACCAUUAUUGGAUGUUGAUUUAACAGUGUUACGAUUAAAUCUAUUAAUACCACGUUAUAUGAAUAUACAUGGACAUAACCAAUCAAUCAACAAUAAUCAUAAUCAUCAACAACAAAAACAUCAUCAUUAUGAUCAAAGUGAAGAUCUUGCACAUAAACAAUUAUUAAUUCCUGAAUUAUGCUUUCGACAUUCAUUUCCUGCUUCAGUAUGGCGUAAAGCUGUGUGUAUACCAAGUGUAUUAUAUCGUUUGGAACAGUUAUUAUUAGCUGAAGAAUUACGUCAUCGUAUUGCUGUGGAAACGAAUUUAGGUUGUGCAUAUUUACCAGAAAUUAAUAAAAUCAAUAAACAUGAUUUUAUCAAUUUCACUACACAUUAUCAAAAUGUCAAUGAUGAUGAUGUGGCUAAUGAAAAUUUGUGUAUAUUUGAAUCAUUAAAUCUCCAUCUGCCUAUGAUAACAACUGAUCAUAUCACCAAUGAUGUUGUCAAUAAUCAAUUGACUAAUCAAUGUAACACUUAUCCUACGAAUUAUAAUGAACAAAAAUCUACAAAAUCUAAUUCAAAAUUACUGACUCCUGUUUGUGGUGGCAAGAAUGGGAAUGUUGUUCGACGAAAACAAAGUCAUUAUAUGAAAAAAACGAAAAACCACAAUUCUAAUAUGAAACAACUGAAAUCACUUGAAAAUGGUCAAAAUCAUCAAUCAGAUAAAUGUGGAUUGAACAAGAAAAUGAAUUCAAUUGAAUUGGAUAGUAACAAUCAUAAUACUAUUCAAGCAAACAAUGUACGAGACAAUGUAAGCAUUUACAGUGACAACGACGAUGGUGUUGAAUGUAAAAGUAAUGAAUAUGCUGAUGAUAAUAUUAAUAAUCUUAAUCAUAAUAAUGGUAAUGUUGCUGAGAAGCCAACUCUUUUAAAACUUCAUGCUUCUACAUCAGCAUCAAUGGUUCAUAAUAAGAAAUAUUCUUACCAGUCUACAACGCCUAGGUCUGCAAUGAGCACCAACACCACUGAAUUGUCAUCAUCCUAUGGUCACUUUGGUUUAGUAAAUGGAAGUUUAGAAUCAUUAUUACAAGAAACAAAAGUUAUUGAAUUAAAUUCCAAUGAUACUAAUCCGUUGAAUGACAGUGACGGUGAAGAUGAACUCAGAGUUGUUGAAAAUUAUACCAAUAUGGAUAAAGAAUACUUUGAAACUGAAUCGGAUGUAGAGAGUGUUGACAGUUUUGAAGGGAAUGUUCAUUUCUUUCCACCUGAAGAUGAUGACAACGAUAAUUGUUUUAAUGAAUUGCAUAUUUCAAACCAAUCAGAUUCAGAAAAACCUUCAAACAGCGUUCGUAAGCGUGCUUAUCAACCUGGACCGACGACUAUUUUACAGGCUCUAACAAUGUCAUGCUCUAAUGAUUUUAUUAAUUUAGAGCGUAUGGAAACAGUUGGUGAUAGUUUCCUGAAAUUCGUUGUUACGGUACAUCUCUAUCUUACUUAUCCGGCAGCACAUGAAGGCAAAUUAAGUCAUUUACGCAGUCGAAUUGUAUGUAAUUCAAAUUUAUAUCGUUUAGGUAAAGCUAAAAAUUUACAAAGUCAAAUGAUUGGUGGUAAAUUUGAACCACAUGAAAAUUGGGUCCCACCUGGAUAUUAUGUACGUCAAGAUAAACGUCUUCAUACUGAAGCAAUUAAAAAAAAACCUCAAUCAAAUCGUAAUUUAGUAAUUUGGUCAACUGACACAUUAAUGGAUGAUGAAGUUUUACGUAAUAUUGAAUUUAUUGAUGAAAACAAAAUUCAACCAAUUGAAAAUUUCACAAUCUCUGAAUGGGAUCCAAAUGAUCCAAAAGUGUUAGAUGCACAACAUAUAAAUAAUCACUAUUUAGUUGCUAUACAACAAGCUAUACCAGAUAAGUCAAUUGCAGACUGUGUUGAAGCAUUAAUUGGUUGUUAUUUAACAACUCGUGGAGAACGCUCUGCAUUGCGUUUAAUGCAAUGGUUUGGAAUUGAUUGUCUUCAUAUAUCAGAUAAUAGUCAACCAACUACUUCAGCUCCAUGGUCUUUACUAAAGUCCAACUAUUUGAAUACUGAUGCAAAUAAAGCACAUUUAGCUGAAGCACGUUUAGUUUGGAGAUUCGAUGAAUUGGAAUCUUCAUUAAAUUAUACUUUUAAAGAUCCUAGUUUGUUGCUUCAGGCUUUCACACAUCCAUCUUAUCAUCAACUAAGACGUGCUGCUUUAUCAACAUCCAAUAAUUCAUUGGAUCAAAAUAACACAUUCAUAUUUUCAACUGAUCUAGAUUGUUAUCAACGUUUAGAAUUUUUAGGUGAUGCCGUGUUAGAUUAUGUAAUAACACGAUUUCUUUAUGAAGAUUCAAAACAACAUUCACCUGGUGUAUUAACUGAUUUAAGAUCAGCUUUAGUAAACAAUAAUAUAUUUGCUGCACUAGCUGUACGAAUCGGUCUACAUAGAUAUUUUCGUGCUUCAUCACCACAAUUAUUGCAUACAAUUGAUGUGUUUGUACGUUAUCAAAAAGAUAUAGCUAAAGAUGAUUUAGAUUUUAUUACAAAUGAGGAAAUCGAAAUUCGACAACCUGAAUUAGUUGAUACAUUUAAUGAAGAAACUACAAACAAUUUAUCAAGUUCCAACGUAUCUUUACCGAAUGCUCGCUCAAUGAUGAGAAAACAAAAUACUUCAUCCACUGCCAAUACCAAUAAGCAACCUUGUCGUCAAGGUCAUGGUGAUGAUAAUGAAGAAGAGAGAGUAAAAGAAAAAGACCUCGAUAAUAAUGUGAAUAAUGCUGAUGACGAAGUAGGUGAAUUGGAUGAUGAUGAUGACAAUGUUGAAGAUGCUGAUGAAGAUGACGAAAAACAUGCAUCAUUAUUAAGUCAUGCUAAAGAAUAUGAAUCUAAAUGGCAAGCAAAAGAUACUCAAGAGUUGACUGGUUUAUUUGUACAAAAUUCUUCUGAGAAUCAAUCUUCAAAACCUCAACAACAACAAGUGCAUCAUUCUUCAAAAUCGUGUAACCCUACCAAUGAAAUACCUAAAGCAUUAGGUGAUAUAUUUGAAUCUUUAGCUGGAGCAAUAUUUCUUGAUUCGAAUUUCAGUUUGGAUACUGUUUGGCAAAUAUUCUAUCCGAUUAUGAAAGAACGUAUUGAAAGAUAUACUGCAUGUAUCCCGAAAUCACCAGUCAGACAAUUAUUAGAACUGGAACCAGAAGGAACAAAAUUCGAACGACCUCGACGAAUGGUUGACGGGAAAAUUUCAGUUUGUGCCCAUGUAUUAGGUAAAGGUCGUUUUUAUGGUGUUGGAAGAAAUUAUCGAUUGGCCAAAAGCUUAGCUGCUAAACGAGCUUUAAGAGUACUGCAUAGAUUAAAUCAACCAUCUCAAACUGCGUCAGUAAUUUCUAAUGGAGACUGCAAUCAAUAA